AUGGCUGGAAAUUCAAAAUCCCAUGCGGUCAACAAACCAGGCUUCACCUUGUUCUGCCAUCCACUCUCCCACAUCAACAAGCCACACUGCGAAAUUGGCAACAAAAUCAUAAUGCCUGCUUCAGCUCUUGACGUUCUCCUUUCGAGAAAAGUCAAGUACCCUUUGACUUUCAUGAUCACCAAUCCUUUCUUGGAGAAAGUCUCGCACUGUGGAGUUCUCGAGUUUAGUGCAGAGGAGGGCAGUGUGUUUCUUCCCGAUUGGAUGAUGAGAAAUUUGAGUUUGGAACAAGGCCAGCUCGUGGAAAUUGAGUACACGGGUCUUUCGAAGGGGAGGUUCUUGAAGGUGCAGCCUCAUAGCAGUGAGUUUGUGAAGAAUCUUGAGAAUCCCAAGGAAGUGAUGGAGAGGCUCUUGAGGGACUUUGCAUGUCUUACUAUUGGAGAUACGAUUAUGGUGAAUCAUGAAAAUCAGGAGUAUUAUAUUGACAUUGUAGAAGCGAUGCCUAAGGAUGCUGUGUCGUUGUUUGAGACGGAUUGUGAGCUAGAGUUUGAGAAGCCGCUGGAUUAUCAUGAAGAGCCUCAAGUGAUCGAGACGAGGGAUGAGCAAGCUGAUCAAGAUGUUAUGGAAGCGGAGAAGGAUGUUGUUUUUAGGCCUUUUAGCGGCGUUUCUAGGCGAUUAGAUGGCAAAGUGACAGCAGCAGCUCCUGAUUCGAAGAAACAUGUUGGAACAUCUGUGGUUUGUGGUUUGGAUGGAGAGUGCUCUGCAGCUAAGAAGAAGCCGGAGACCAAGGAAGACAAGGAAGAGAAAAAAUUUCAGGCUUUCACAGGAAAGAAGUACUCAUUAUUAUCUUGA
Molecule: messenger RNA, 849 nt
Organism: Daucus carota subsp. sativus
Lineage: Eukaryota; Viridiplantae; Streptophyta; Magnoliopsida; Apiales; Apiaceae
Exons: 1
Coding region: 1-849 (282 amino acids)
Cellular component (GO): VCP-NPL4-UFD1 AAA ATPase complex
Molecular function (GO): polyubiquitin modification-dependent protein binding
Source: RefSeq, a predicted model, not a curated record